This is a messenger RNA of Lucilia cuprina (Australian sheep blowfly), 1642 nucleotides long. Its product is annotated as zinc finger protein 627-like. Gene Ontology annotation, biological process: regulation of transcription by RNA polymerase II. The coding region runs from base 272 to 1495 and encodes 407 amino acids. Lineage: Eukaryota; Metazoa; Arthropoda; Insecta; Diptera; Calliphoridae. The record is from RefSeq and is a predicted model, not a curated record. Gene Ontology annotation, molecular function: zinc ion binding; DNA-binding transcription factor activity; RNA polymerase II cis-regulatory region sequence-specific DNA binding. The transcript is spliced from 6 exons. Gene Ontology annotation, cellular component: nucleus.
AACUACAGCUGAGUAAUGUAAUUGCCGAUCAAUAUGAAUUACAAACCAGGGAUGGAAAACUUUCUGCGUUUGUAAAUUUUUAUGCGGUUUUUUUGCGUUUCUUCUAAUUCACACAUACUUUGUUGAAAAUUAAAUUGAUAAAACUUGCAUGAAACUAAAAAUAAAAGAUUUGGUUAGAAGAAAAUAGAAACUUCUACAGUUUAUUCUACAAUGCAAUUUUCCAUCCCUGUUGUUAUGGAUUUGGUUCUAAAUUAUUUUUAAUUUAGUUAUAAUGUUUUUACCAAAAAUAUGGAUAAUAUGUCGAGUAUGUUUGCAACAACAAGAGGAAAUGUAUAAUAUCUUCGAGGAUAAAGUGGUUACAAAUAUUUCAUCCUUAUUAAGGGAUUGUGGUGGAGUGGCGGUCAGAAAAAAUGAUAAUAUGCCAGAUAAAAUCUGUGAAGCAUGCUUAAGAAGAUUAUGUAAGGCCAAUAAUUUUCGUAUGGACUGUCAAAGGGGACAUCGUGAACUUGUACAAAUUCUUAUAGAAAGAAGUAUUAAUUUAUAUGAAUUGGAUUUAGAGGAGGAGAAGAGAAAUUGUAGUGAUGUUAUUACGAUUUCAGAUUCAAAUACUAAUUACCGAGUUUCUAGCUUUAUAUCAAACUUGUAUGUACCAAUUACUACUGAAUUAUCAGAAAAUGCUGAAAAUAUAGUUAUAACUGAAACUAAUGAAGAAAAUGAUAUGGAAAAUCCAGCUAAAAGUUACGAUUAUAUUAAGCAAUAUCAUGUAGUACCAAAGAGGAAUACUAAAGAAAAAGAAAUUAUGGAAACAACUACAAAACCAAUUGAAAAAGAACCCAUUAUAUUGUUAUUAAAAUUAAAAAAUACUUCGCCCAAACAAAGUUCAACAAAAAGAAAAGUAAAGGAUCCAGAUACUAAAAUUUCAAGAAAAGCUAAGGAAAAUACGGAAGCUCCAGAUAAAAUUGAAUCAAAUAUAGAAAAUGAAAAGGAAAAAUUAGGAUCGGAAACUCUUAUAAAUGAGAAAUUGAAAACAAAAUCGAACAUUACCAAUAGGUCUAAAAAAGGAACUGUAAAGUACACUUGUAGAAUUUGUAAGAAAAAAUGUGGUACUUAUGUCCUAUUACGUCAUCAUAUGUACACCCACAAUAGACCUCAUCAGUGCAAAAUUUGUAAGAAAAGUUUUAGUCAAAUUCAGACAUUUUUAUGCCACAAUAAUCUACAUACCGGAAUAAAACCAUACUACUGUAGGUUUUGUUAUAGAUCAUUCUCAGAUAUAACAAAUCGUAAUUGUCAUGAAAGGACUUUGCAUAAAAACCAGGAAUAUAAAUGUGAAAAAUGUAAUAAAAUAUUCAGAUUCAUAACGCUAUUAGAGAAACAUGCUCAGAGCCAUAGACAGAAAAAAUGUUAUAUUUGUAAUAAAGAGUUUGCUUCUCUUCAGAUGGUACGUAAACAUCAUCAAGGACAACAUUUAAAGUUAACAAAUUAUAACAAAAAUUAAAUUUUUCUAAAACCAAUUUAUUAAUAAUUUGUAAUUAUUGUUACAUAUUUUUAAGUAUAAACAAAUUAUGGUGAAAUUUUGUGGAGUUUGAGAUUUAUUGAAUUGAAAUUUUUACCCGAAAAACUUUUAAACAUAUUUUAUUAUAAA